Molecule: messenger RNA, 747 nt
Organism: Tigriopus californicus
Lineage: Eukaryota; Metazoa; Arthropoda; Copepoda; Harpacticoida; Harpacticidae
Exons: 2
Coding region: 96-710 (204 amino acids)
Source: RefSeq, a predicted model, not a curated record
CCCGAUAUAACCCAUAAGCUGUACAAUAUGUUAGGAGUUAUUCAGUUUGUCUGCAAAGGAGCUGAGAGGUGAACUAAUCAUAUUUCAUCGUUGCAAUGGCUUUCUUGAAAAACACAACGCUGUUAGCCUUGACUGUUGGGUGUCUGGCCUUGGUCAACCACGGAUUGGCCUUUUCGAUCACCGGAAAAGCCGACGACGAUGCUUGCAAGGAUUGCACAGAUGGAGUGACCCAAUUGAACAAAUUUCUCAUGAGCGAAGCUGCCAUUGCAGGAGAAUCCCAAUUGAUCAAGGAGGUUAUUUGUCCCGACCUUGAUGACCCCAAAGGCUGCGAGAAGGGAGUGGACGCAUGGUGGGGAAAGAUGGCCACGGCCGUUUUCGGUGAUGACAACACGGCGACAGAAAUUUGCUCCGCUUCUGAAAUCGGAGCUUGCAAGGCCCGUUUACCUGUUUACCAAGGAAAAUGGGGCUGCGAUGAAUGCAAACGUUUGGUGGGUUUGGUUGGCGAAGUGAUCGCUAGCGAUGAUGGAACCAAGACCACAGUGGAUUUCUUGAAAGGCGAUGCCUUCUGCAAAUCCUCAGCCUCUCCCAAUGCCACAGUUUGCGCUCAAUACGUCGAUGCUCUGAUGCCAGCUGCCCUGCCUGUUUUUGGAGAGAGCAUCGGCUUGGCUAGUGAGGCCAUGUGCCAAACUGUCUACGCUCAAUGUCAAUAAUAAGCAUUAAAGUAAUAAUAGCAAUCGCAAUACGUAA